Molecule: messenger RNA, 2793 nt
Organism: Tetrahymena thermophila SB210
Lineage: Eukaryota; Ciliophora; Oligohymenophorea; Hymenostomatida; Tetrahymenidae
Exons: 10
Source: RefSeq, a predicted model, not a curated record
ACAUAAUAACUAUUAAUUUAUAACGAAAUAUUGAAAAAAAGAUUUAAUUUUUAAUCCAAUAUCUAACUAAAAUUUGAAAGAAGAGAUUAUUAUUUAUUUUUUAAACAAGUUUAGAUAGAUCAAAUGUCAACAACAGGUACAGCAGCAGCGGCUGGACCAAAAAAAUCAAAUAGGUCUUCACAAAAUAGUUUACCUAAAGAAGUUCCAAAAAAUAUACUACCUUAGGAGCAAACAUUUGCCCCAAAAGAAAACGAUCAUCAAAUUUAGAAUGAAAAUGCAUAAAAUGUUAUUGCUCAAGAAGAAAAUAAGGGCUAAGAAAAUUAAGUAUAAGAUUAAAGGGAUAAACCAAUUACUAUACCAAUACAGGACUUAAAUUAGCUAAGACUUCAAAAAAAGGCUAUACAAUAGUAGAAUCAGAUAAUAGAUCAGUAAAUGUAAUAAAGAUAGCAGAAAGGAAAUUUAAAUAAUCCAAAUACUGAAGAGGAGCUUAAGAUAGUUGAAUAAAAGUUAAUGUAAAUGAAGCAAAAGCAAUAAAUUAAUAAUCUUCUUUCGCCUAAUUCUAAUACGAAUAUUACCUCUAAUUUAAAUGAUUUACCAUAGAUUAAUGGCCAAAAUGCAGGAUAGUUCAACAAAAAAAAUUUAUAAAUGAUCUAAAUUAGAUAAAAGUUUUUGAAUCUACUUGGUAAGCUCAUUGACCUUCAAACGAGGGAUAUUGCAAAUUAGUAGCUUUAAGAUAUGAUAUUGAAUAAUUUCUCACCUGAAUAUUUAAGAGUUUGGAUCUCUGCGCUAGGCGAAUAUCACACACGUCCAGCAAACUUCAGCUCAUCAGAGACAGAAAUUCUUCUCAUAGGCCAUAUAGCAUCUGUGUACAAGGAGAAGCUAUUAGAUCCUAUUGAUCGUCCUCCCUCAGUUGUAAAAGCUAGCUACAAAUUAUGUGAAAUGAUUUAAAGAUACUUUUAUGCGAAAUAAAUAAACGAAAGUAUUUAAAAAGCUUGUUCUGAGAGUUGGUGCUAAAUAUAUUAAAAUUGUUUAAAAAAUUAAUCUUUACAAAAUAAAGAGAUAGUGCUCUACACUACUCUAAAGAAUAUAAUCAACGGAGGUGGCGAUAGAGUCGCUUAAACAACUUCUGUUUUUGUACUUGAUUAACUUCUUUUAAAAUUAGCCGAGAAUUAUGAAGAAGAGCUAAUAUUAUCUAUUGCCAAAAGUUUUCUACCAUAAAUAUUCACUAGAAGUGGAAUAGAUAGUCCUUCUAUAUACAAAAGCUGUAAACACAUAAUAUAAACUUUACAUAUAAAGAAUCUUAUUAUCUACACUUCAAUCGUGAUAGAAAAGUGCAUGUAAUAAUUGAACGAUAGGAAAACACAAUAUAAAAUAAAAAUUGCUGUAUGUGAAUUAUUGGAGUUGAUUGCUAUUUAAUUUUAAGAAAUGACUGAAAAUAUCGUUGGUAGUUAUCAUGAAUAAGUUAUUCCUGUGCUUUAAACUGCAACAAGAGAUAGAAUUCUUUAAGUAUAAAGUUCCGCCAAACAAGCUCUACAGCAGUGGAUCAAGUUUUAGAAUUAGUUUGAAAAUUUAGAGCAGUUUAAAUUGCACAAAUAGUAAAAAUUGACUAAAAAUAUUGACGUAGAUGAGCUGAUAUAGUAAAAAACUGGUGCUGAAGUAAAUGCAAAAUAAGCUAAAGAUUUUAAAACACAAUCUGAUAAUUAAUUCUAUAGACCUCAUCAUAAAGAUGAUAGACCUACUUCGUCAAAUGUUUUUAAUAAGCAACCAGCUUGGGUGCAAGAAACAAGAUCAAAAGACUUUAUUAAGAAGAAAACUGGUACUGGAGGAGGAUGUCUUCUUAUAAAUGCAGACAAUAUGAAAAAACCUUAAGCUAGCUACGAAAAUUAAAGAAAUAUUUUAAAAGAAUAAAUUUUCGGAAAUAAAUCGGGAAAUUAUUACUUUAAUAAGAAUCCGAACAUUCCUCCUGAUUAACUAUUAGAUAUCUAAAUGGGAUAGUAAUAAGAAUUAUUUUCAAAUCAAAUAUACAAUUCGUAAGAUAGAAUAGAAAAUAGUAUCCUUCAAAAGAAUAAUAAACAAAGGUAGCAAUUAAAUGAAUCUGAAAUAGCAAAUAAUCCAAAUAUUAUUCCUCCUAUGUCUCACCAAAAAGAAAAUAGUUAUGAUAUUGAUACCGAGAGAUUCUUAGAUAAUGAUGAGUUGGCUGAAACACUAGAUUACAAUGGUUAAAAAGAAAGAUAAGCCCUCAAACAAAAGAAGGGCAACUUGAAUAACCCAAUAAAAUAAAAUUAAUAAGUUAGAUAUGACAUAUAAGAAAUCUAAGUAGAACAUAUUAAAAAGAAUGAAAUCAGAGAAUAAAACAUACAACUAUCUGACAUGUGGAAUGAAACCUUAGAAUAUGCAGACAGUGGUUAAUAUGAAAAAGCAUUUUCAUCAGUUUUGUAGUCAGGUGAUGAUAUAUAUUUAAUAAGACUCAUGCUGAGAAAUAAAAAUGGAUUUAAGCAUUUGCAGAGAGCAACAUAAUUAUAAAUUAUCAAAAAAAUUAUACAAUUUAUGCAAAGCAAUUUCCUUGCAAAGUUGUGCUUGGGAUUCUUUUAGGAUAGUGUAGACUGUGGAUUAACUAAGUAUUUAAUUGAUGGAGAGUAGCAGUAGAUAUUAGAAAUUUUAUAUGAGAUGAGUGAUAUCAAAUCAGAUAUAGGACCUUAAGCUUCAGAAUUAUUUGUAUUGUACUAAUCUCUAUUUAGAUCAUAAAAUUUAAAUUAAAACUAAUAAAAUUACAAUCAAAAAUCUCCUUAUUGA